AUGGAAAACAUGGACUUUCGAAGUACUGAAGGUAUGGAAAAAGCUAUUAUUAAUAGAAAAGUUAAUACGGAAGGAAACAAAAUAAACUGGCUCUCCGCAAAAGAAAUUCAAUUGAGGAAAGAUCAUACCUAUAGUUUAUUUUUAAGAACCUGUCAUUCUACUGAAAAACCGUUUGAGGAAAUUGACAUAAAACCCAAACAAAACCUCAAAAAAUAUCAGCCCAUUCCAGAAAGCUUAGAAUUACUAUGGCCCGAAGGAAAGGCUAUUUCUACUCCAAAAUUAAAGGAUAUCCAAUUAAUUCUGCAUUUGAUACCAUCAUCAGAACAAGAGUUCUAUACCAGUUUAUUAUCAAAUGAUAAUGUCGUUGAUGACAUUGAUGGAUUCAAUGCAGGCGUAGACUUUGAAUUUGAAAAUGUCUAG
Molecule: messenger RNA, 420 nt
Organism: Psylliodes chrysocephalus
Lineage: Eukaryota; Metazoa; Arthropoda; Insecta; Coleoptera; Chrysomelidae
Source: the annotation of a GenBank genome assembly